Molecule: messenger RNA, 1992 nt
Organism: Camellia sinensis
Lineage: Eukaryota; Viridiplantae; Streptophyta; Magnoliopsida; Ericales; Theaceae
Source: RefSeq, a predicted model, not a curated record
CCACCACCAACACCACCACCACCACCACCCUCCACCGUCGCCUACGGCGGCGCCACCGCCAGCGUCUCCCAACCUCAACUUGGAAACCAGCAGCCAAGUCCUGAGACAAACGAGCUCGAUCUUCUACUCUCAUCUCCUCACAUUCAUCCUCCUCUCCUUCCUCAUCCUCACCUUCCGCUCCAACGUCGAGAAUGGCACUCACCUCCUCACCUCCUUCAUCGACCGCGACCCCUCUCUCAAAACCCUCCUCUCCCGCCUCGACAUUUCCGGCACAAAAAUCCACUCCCCCUCUUCCUCCUCCUCCUCCGCCGCCGUGAACCUCCGCCGCCACCGCCACCGCCACCGCCGCCCCUUUCUCCACCUCACCCGCGUCGGAACCCUCGACGACGACUUCUUCUCCGGCGACGAAGACAACGACCGCUACCUCUUCGGUUCCCUCCCCAAGUCCCCUCCCAAUGGCAGUUUCGUAGUUCUUAGCAACUUCGAAUCCAGGUUAGGGUUUUCGAAUUUCGUUACUGAUAAUGGAAUUAGGGUUCCUGACAUUGUUCGCUCGGGGGUUUCUUUCAAACUCCCCGAGAGUUCAUUGCAAUCUACUGUAGAAUCUAUAGAAGAUGACAAUGAUGAGUUGAAGAAAGUGAAAAAUUCACUGAAACAAGGUGAUGAUGAGACCGAUAGGUUUGUUGUUUUUCAGUACUUGAUCAAGAGCUUGGAACUCCGGAAGCGAGACGCCUCUGCCUUGUUCUUUCUUGUAUGUUUCUUGUCUGUAGCAUAUGGGUAUGUAGUUCUAGGUUUUCUAGUUACCUAUUCUUGGGUUCUUGGAGUUGUGUUUGUUGUUGUUGUGAAUCAUUUAAUUUCGAGGCGUCGUUCGUGGACCGGGACUAUAUGGGACGGUUCGAAUUUGGGUUUGAAAAGGCUUUCUGGGUUGAUUCUUAUGAGAUGGGCGGUGAGAGAUGCGCUUACGCAGCUUCUCGGUCUCUGGUUUUUCGGCGAAAUGGAAGAUCAGUAUUCGUUUUUCAAGAUCUUUGUGAGGUUAAAGUUGAUGCCUUUCUCAAUUAUGUCUCCGUGGAUUCCCGGAUUUGAGAAGGAGACUGCAGGGUUCUUGUUUGCUUGGCUUUUGUUAGACAUGAUUGUGGAAUUUGUUUUUGCUGUCGAUUCUUGGGUUGCAAUUGUGGAUGCAAGGAGGGGUGGCAGAGAGAUUGUGAAGGAAGGGUGUUAUUUGUUAUCGACAAUGUUUAAGCCAGCUGUGGUUCUUAAAUGUAUGGAGUCAGUGCUUUGUGGAUCAUUUACGAGAUGGACUUUGGCUCGAUAUUUUGGGAAACUGUUUGCGACAGCUUUCCAAUCAACCAUGGAGGUUUAUUUCAUGGUGGCUUGGCUUAUAUUUUACUUUGCUGUGAGGUCUAAGGAUGCUACUUCUCUAGGAAGGACAUUUGGGCAGAGAGAGUUACAAGGUUUUAUCCAGCGCCGUAGAUGAUACUCAAUGGAAACUGAUUUGGAGUUUGCUUCGUAGCUUCAAUUAUGCCAAUGGAAUGGCGCUGGUAAUACUCUGGUGCUGAGUGUAUUCAUUGCAGUCAAUAUGGGAUUCAGCACUGCCGCUGUUUCCUGAUGUUACCAGCAGCAUACUUUGUGUACUUCAUCACGAGGCAAUAUAAAACUUGUGUAUACUUUCACAGCAAUCCCUCAUGUAUAUUUUGUUGCAGUCUUGGUUCCCAUGCUGUUCAUGCCCUGCAGUAUAUGUUUUUCUUGGUGAUCAUAAUGCAAGGGAAUAGUCAUAUUUUGUCUCAAAAGUGGUUUUCCUUAUGCUGAUAAUGGAAUAGGUUAUAUAGAAAACCAUUGACUCCGUUUCAUGUCAGAUUGAUGACAUAUAUUUUAUAAGAACCUAUGAGCAAAAUGCUUUUUGGUCAUUUUUAUUUUGUGUGGUUGUACUUUUGACAUUCCAUUAUUGUUAGUUUGGUCAUGUGUGGAAUAUAAGCCCUUCUAGGUGCAUUUUUCUCA